AUGAGAGCUUGGGUGCCUGGGCUGCCCUCUUCGGCUCGGCUGCAGGCGAUUUCAAGCAACAUCGGCAAGUCCCUGGGCGUCAGCGGCGCAUCCAUCACGACAACCGUCGUGGCCGCCUUCCUGGGCACCAUUUAUCGCCUGGAAGGCACCGCAGGGACUGCUGGAGGUGCCACCGGAGGCAGGCGGCUGUCGCAGGCAGCGCUAGGUGCGACUUCACCCCUAACCUCCUCGAGACCCCCUCCCCUGGCCAACCAGACCCAGGCGCAGUGCACCCCCUGUACACCGGCCAUCGCGUCUGCAAUGGCAACUAGUUUGUGUGCCAUGGCUUCACUCCAGAAUUGCAGCCUUGUCACCGCAAACUGCAUCAACGCCAGCACUGCCACGGAGUGGGUCUUUCCUUCGCUACCGCUUCGCACACUGUCGGUGGUAGCUUCGGACAAAGGCUGUACGGGCUACGUUGCGGCUAUCAUUGGGUACAAGGACACGACAAAGCAGGAGACCAUCAUGCAGGUCAUGAUGUCUGGAGCGGUCAACAUCAGCAACGUGGGCAGGAUAGCACCACCGUCGCCUUCUGACAUAGCCAUCUCGGCGCAGCUGCAAGUCGUUGUAGCCAAUGAGCCCUCGGCAUCCACUUCUACCACAUCCUCCAUUCCCCUUGUCGUGGACAGUGGGCGCGUGGCGCAGGGCGUCGCCACAGCCAUGGGUCUGCCGCCAGACAAGGUCUCCGUCACCAUGGCGUUGCAGGAGUCCGUGUAUGGCAAUGGUGGCAUCUCGGCUUCUCCCUCGCCCUCCGCUGUGGCUCUGCUUGGAGUGGGCCUCAUAUCCACUGGUGGCGGCCGAGUGCAACCCGUGCGAGCGGACACCGCCCACAGGAACCGCAACGUGCCCACGGUGACCUUACUGACGGCACCGCCGCCGCCGUUCACCAGGCACGGCGGGGGGCCCGGCUUACAGGUGCAUGGGCGGCCAUGGGUCCGAAGCCCGUACAGUGGUGUAUCUUCGGUGCGCGGGGAGGCGAUUGCCUUUGAUGCCGCGCCAUGGCGCACCAACUACGUUCAGCCGCAGAACCCAGGCUCGGUUGGCCCGAAUUCGGGUCAUCAGUCUGCGAGUAUGGUGUCCCUUCCGGGGCCGUGGCGGGCACCGAACCACAGCAGUGUCGCAGCUGUGCAGCGGCGGGUGGCCACAUAUCAUGCGGGCGUUCCAGCGGGUCCAUUGCCUGUGCCGCAGCCGGCAGUGUCAUUAAACGCUGCUUCUGCCGCUGCGAACCUUCACGGCUUGAGGAAUUUGGGGAGCAGCCCUGUGUCGCUGCCGCCGGAUUUCAACUCGCUCAACAUGCCGGGCCGUGGCAACACUGGAGAUCAGGUGGCGGUCGGUGGUGGGGAGCCGAGUGCGAGUGUGCGCGCGGUGGCCGCCGCCGCCACAGCACCACGGAUACAGGAGAGCAACUUCGUAAAUCGUCCAGGGGCAUUUGGGUUGUUGCAAUCUGCAGACCCUGCUUCGUCCAUCGCUAUUGGGCGAAGAGUCCCGUACAGCGGCCUUCAGGCAAGUAGCCCUGCAAAUGCCGCCCGGGGCUCUGGCAUCUAUCGGGGAAGGUGA
Volvox carteri f. nagariensis is the source of this 1596-nucleotide messenger RNA. RefSeq lists its product as uncharacterized. The record is from RefSeq and is a predicted model, not a curated record. The transcript is spliced from 8 exons. NCBI's taxonomy places the organism in Eukaryota, Viridiplantae, Chlorophyta, Chlorophyceae, Chlamydomonadales, Volvocaceae. The coding region runs from base 1 to 1596 and encodes 531 amino acids.